GAGUACGAAUUUGGAGUUGGUGACAAUCGACAAAUGGCUGCAGCCACGGUCGGUCGCGUCAGUGAAGUUUCGUCCUCAGAGUCCAGCGAUGGGGACGAAACAAGCCGAUUACGAGAGGCGGCUGUUCUUGAUUGUCACCACUCUUCUUCAGCAUCGAACGGGAAGACCGGCAAGUCAAUACCGAGCUGCGCAAACCUGCCUCGAACAGCGCCGAAUGACGUCAGCUCUCGCCCGUCGCUAAGACCAUCAAGAGAGGAGAGUCGGGCGUUAGAGAAUGAUCUCAACACAACGCCGGCAUUCAGGGCGUUCGUCAGCAAGAAACUGUCGCAGAUUGUGGACAGUAUGGUAGAAGUUACUGAAAUGAAGACGGCACCCACUGCUUCCACUGCUUCAAACAAGGAGACAGAAAUCGGUGUCCGUCUCUUUUCAAGUUGCACGAGUCCCGUGAGCUUGGAGGAUCGUACGCCUGUAAGGAAAGGUGUCUCCAAACGCCUUGUUGAAAGUAGUUCCAGCGACAGCUCAGAAGACGAGAGGUUAGCCUCCGCAGCUGUGUCACACGACUUCAUAUUCAAAGACACAACGUUUUCAGGUUCUUCUAAAACUUGCAAAUCCGAUCCAACAAACACUCAUUGUGAUGUGGUAAAAUUAAAAAAAUCCAAAAAGAAAAAGAAGAAAAAGGUCCAAGAUCUUUCAGAAAUGUCACCACAAUCGAUGGCGCACGAUGCGGGAGACGCUGUCGAUGCCGAGGAUGACAACGAGCAUACAAACGCAAACAAAAAAUGUAAAAAGAAAAAACAGAAGAAAGAGAAGGGAGAAUCCUGAGUGUGGCUGAGAAAGAUGAAAGUGUCUCGAUCAGGGCUGUGCUGUAGCAACAGCCUGCCCUGAACGUGAAUGAGAUUGAAUGAAGUUCCUUGCCAUCAGUGUUCAUAUCUUAUCACUUCGUUCCACCAAUUGAGAAUGCUUGGUCAGGGCUGGGAAGAAAUACAGCCGGCCGUGAACAUGGAGGAUAUAUUGUUUGGGUGUUCGGGUGUAACGAUGAGCACCCAUGGUCGGGGCUAUGUUGAUUGUUAGUUCCUUGUUCCAUUUGCCAUACUGCCUAAACAGACGUGAUGGGAUUCCAGCUUUUAUCAAUAAUGUUUCAAUAAACAAUUCCGAGACGGG
Haliotis rubra (blacklip abalone) is the source of this 1161-nucleotide messenger RNA. RefSeq names its product protein CUSTOS-like. NCBI's taxonomy places the organism in Eukaryota, Metazoa, Mollusca, Gastropoda, Lepetellida, Haliotidae. The transcript has 6 exons. The coding region runs from base 34 to 822 and encodes 262 amino acids. The record is from RefSeq and is a predicted model, not a curated record. Gene Ontology annotation, biological process: negative regulation of Wnt signaling pathway; Spemann organizer formation; Wnt signaling pathway.